Molecule: messenger RNA, 1272 nt
Organism: Maniola jurtina (meadow brown)
Lineage: Eukaryota; Metazoa; Arthropoda; Insecta; Lepidoptera; Nymphalidae
Product: protein DPCD
Exons: 4
Coding region: 253-867 (204 amino acids)
Source: RefSeq, a predicted model, not a curated record
GUCUCUUUGGACCAAAGAAUCUUUGGACAGAUCAAAAGAGAAAAAAGAAGAAAAAUUACAUACCUACGUCUGUCGUCUUUAGUCUUAUAGUGAGCUGCCGCCUACCCAGCCAAAAAUGCUUAAAACAAACACGAAAACAUUGAACUAUUAUGUACUAAGCAUAGAGGUCUGUUGGUGUACUCGAAAAAGUAAUAUUUUCACUGGUUUAACUUUCAAAACAAAGUAAUUACUGGUUAUAAAGACCCGGCAAUUAUGUAUAAAAACAGUAUAUGGUACAAAUCUUUACUCAAUGCUGAGAAAACAUGUUUGAAGGAAGAUAAAAUUAAAAAGAUUCAUUAUAAGUUUGACGAUGGCAAUGAAAUGGUAGAGGAAUAUAAUGUAGACACUCGGGUGCUCUUAAGGCGAGCUUGGAAAACGAAAGGAAAGCUUGGAGGUGAAGGCAAAUGGUCAGUGGAGAUAGGGGACCCUAUUCCUGAAGGUGCUCCGAAUUCUGAUGCUCUAGACAUUAUGGAGAGUAAAGAUCAACCCGCUUUAUUGAAAAGGAACACAAGAAUCAACAUAGAGUGGAGAAUACGCAACCUUCCUUAUCCAAUAGAAACAUAUUCUAUCAAAGCCAACAACGAAGAGAAGCUCAUCAUCAUUAGUACUACUAAUAAGAAGUACUAUAAAAAGCUGGAAGUCCCAGAGUUGGCAAGGCUUGGCAUGCCAAUAGAGCAGGAGAACAUACAGGCAACACACAAGUAUAAUACACUUAUUAUAACAUAUAAAAAGCCACAGCAAAUACUAGACAUGGAGAAGGAAUGGUAUGAAGAACUUAAUAGUGUGAACCCAAUUAAGGACAUGCCAAGCGAAUGUAAAACACAAUAGGUAUUAGAUUUGCAUUUAGUUUUGAUUUUAUAAGUAAUAAAUAAAACAUUUGUUUCAGUUUUAAUAUUUUAUUUGAACCAAAAAUGUAUGUACACUUUUAUCAAAUUAAUUUAAAUUUUUUAUAAUUUUAAUUACACUGAUCACUGAUGGACAAUCCUUAUUUAAUUGUACUUGAAAUCCUAAACAGCUAUUCCUGAAAAACAAUAAAUUAAAGAGGUGUCUAUUUCUGAGACCUCUAAGGUUAGAGAACUUGUGCAUUCUUAUAUUUUCUGAGUUUCAUCUAGUAAGUCCCAUUUCUUCUGUAGAACUUGACAUCAUCAGACAAAAUGAGACAACUUUAUCUUAAUUUGUUCCAUAGAAUAAUUGAGAUUUUUCUUUCUUUGAAUUGUUCUAUAGAACAAAGUA